Molecule: messenger RNA, 1725 nt
Organism: Mesorhabditis belari
Lineage: Eukaryota; Metazoa; Nematoda; Chromadorea; Rhabditida; Rhabditidae
Source: the annotation of a GenBank genome assembly
AUGCGACUCUUGCGGCCCACCGAAACCCUUCCGCUCUAUCAACAAGACCUCGACGGUGAUCAUUCCCGCACAAUCACCCGGAUAAGAAGGCUUUGGCGAUCGAUGCCCCGGUACAUUCGGACGGUGUUGCCGUUGUUCUGCUUGGCCACCUUCUUUGCACUCGUCUACGCACUUGGCUCAUCACUGCCCACUGAAAGCAUCGAGACAAAUGAAGCCGAUUUUCAAAAGUUCCAGAGAAAAGAGCCAAAUAUCCCACAGGAUUACGCGCAACCUAACGAACAUGUAGCUGGAGUUGACAACAGUGCCGCCGGAGUUGACGAGAGCAAUGGCAAAAGCGAAGAAGGAGCAAUAAAAUUCACAGGCCCCAAAAACGAUCGCCAAAAAGCAGUUGCUGGUGCCUUUAAACAUGCCUGGGAUGGAUAUAAAAAAUACGCUUGGGGACAUGAUCAGUUGAAGCCGCAAACUCGUACCUAUUCGGAUUGGUUCGAUACGGGUUUAACGAUCACCGAUGCCUUGGACACAGCGAUCAUUAUGGGCUUGGAAGAUGAAGUUCGAGAAGGAACUGAAUGGAUUGAGAAAUCGUUGAGCUUUGAUAAGGAUCGCUAUGUGAAUCUCUUUGAAAUCACAAUUCGUGUUAUGGGAGGAUUGCUAACGAGUUUUCAUCUAACAGGCAAUAAGAUGUUCGUAAUACGUGCAGAGGAUCUCGCUGAUAGAUUGCUUGGCGCUUUCACCGGCUCAAAGUCUCCAGUUCCAUUCAGCGAUGUGAAUUUGAAAACGAGAGCCGCUCGUGGUCCUUCUUGGAGCUCCGAAAGCAGUCUCUCUGAAGUCAGCACUUUGCAAAUGGAAUUCCGUGAUUUGAGUCGAAUUACUGGAAACGCAACUUUUGAGAAAACGGCUUUCAAAGUCUCCGAACACAUUCACGAAAUUGGAUGUGCUGCACAUGACGGUCUUUGUGAGAUGUUUAUCAAUGCGAACACUGGGAGAUUCAGAGAGAAGACAACAAUUACUUUUGGAGCUCGUGCGGACAGUUACUACGAAUAUUUGUUGAAACAAUGGGUUCAAACAGGGAAAACGAUUGAAUGGUUGGCCUCCGAUUACCAAGAAGCAAUGGCUUCAAUGGACAAGAAAAUGGUUAGAUUGAGUGAACCAAACAAGUUGCUCUAUGUUGGUGAACUACUGCCACCGUCAGAUUCAUUUUCACCAAAAAUGGACCAUCUUGUUUGCUUUUUAUCGGGAACUCUUGGCCUUGGAACUAAAAAUGGGAUGCCACCAAGACAUAUGGAGAUUGCUGAGGGUCUUGCUGCUGCUUGUCAUGCCAUGUACCAAACACCGACUGGUUUGGCUCCGGAAAUCGCUUACUUCAACAUGAACAAGGAACAACAAAGUGACCUAUCGAUUAAGCCAUUGGAUGCUCAUUGUCUCCUUCGCCCAGAAGCAGUCGAAGCCUGGUUUUACAUGUAUCGAUUCACGGGUGACAAGAAAUAUCAAGACUGGGGCUGGGAAGCUUUUGAGGCCAUCGAAAAGUACGCAAAGCUGGAUGUCGGCUACUCGAGUGUGAACAGUGUGAAGAAAAUUCCAGUGACUUACAAGAAUAUGAUGGAAUCGUUCUUCUUGGCCGAGACGUUGAAAUACUUGUACCUUCUGUUCGACGACGAAAAGGAGCUGAUUCCACUUGACAAAUGGGUUUUCAACACAGAGGGACAUCCAUUGCCAAUCUACAAAAAU